AUGUCGCAUAACUUGUUGAACGUUCCUCUCCGUCAAACGUUCCAGCCUCCGAUUAGGCAAGCUCUGAGGUCAUACAUCAAUCAGAAGCACCCAGAGACACAUCCUGAUGCCUUCAAGUGGGAUAUAUCUGAGUGGGAGUCUCAAAGGAAGAAAGCCACGUCGAUGAAUGUUCAUGAAGACACGAUUGCGCUUGUGUUGAGGCGGCUUGCUUAUCUCCUCACAAAGCUUCCUCCAGAUAUUGGACUGUCCUUCUCUUAUGGACAAAUGUUUUCUCCGGCUUCCCCUGUGGAAAUAUCCAAUCUACACUACGAACGCGCAUCGACCCUUCUGAACUUGGCUAUUCUCUUCUGCCAACUGGGAACAACUGAAGAUCGUGCAUCGCAGGAAGGGCUAAAGAGAGCAGUUUUAUGCUUCAAGAGAGGAGCUGGGACUAUAUCAUACAUUCUGUCCAACGUUUUGCCUGCGCUUCAGAAGUCUCUACAGAAUGCUGGCGUGCCGAUACCCACCGAUCUCGACGAAGAUUUCUUGAGGUUUCUUCGAGGUGUCAUGAUCGCUGAGGCCCAAGAGUCCGCUUGGCAAAAGGCGCGUCUGAAUGGACUGUCGAAUGGGAGUAUAGCCAGGCUUGCUUCAAAGGCUUCCAAAUUUUAUUCUGAUUCCUUGGAAUUCAUCGAUGCCGAUAGCCGUCUUUCUGUUUACGUACCAGAGGACGUGAUCGCUCACUUGAGAUGUAAAUCUCAUCAUUUUGCCGCUGUUGCGCAAUAUCGGCUUAGUAUGGACCAUGGAGUGUCUGGGAAGGAUCGCUUCGCGAGAAUCCAGGCUGCAAUGGAUUCCGCGAGUAAGGGGAAAGCCUCCCAAGAGGUUUUCAACGAUGCCAAGUCGCUCGAUGACAGGAUUAAUACUGAACUCAGAACGGUUUCUCAUGCGAAUGACUUGAUUUAUCAUGAAGACGUCCCACCCCCCUCUACAGUCCCGCCAAUUCCAGGUGUUGCGGUUGUCGAAGAUGACGUUCUCCCGCAGCUCAGUGACCCAGCUUCAGUUUUGGGAGGUGCAAGAUCGGAAACUUUGAUUUUCGGUGGCUUGGAGAGUUGGGGUAUCCGAAGAGCUUGCGACAUAUUCAAAAAUCAGAGAUCCAACUAUAUAGAAGAUGAGCUAGCCGGCAUGCAGCAUGAUUCCGACCUUGUGGCCAUGAGCAAAUUGAAUGCUCUCAACCUUCCAGCAGCAUUGGAUGCGCUGUCGCAGCCGAUCGGCCUCCCCCCAAGUCUUCUUCAGCAAGCUGGAAAGGUUAGAUCAGAAGAUGGACCAAAUAAAAUCAUGAAGAUGCUGGAGGACGCGCCGAUGCUAGCCAAUCAAUGCCGAAACAUCAUUGAGGAUGCUUUUAACGGUCUUGAUGAGGAGGCAGACUACGAUGAAGAACUUCGUUCUGCAUAUGCACAGCACGAUAGAUGGACACGACCGACCUCAUCCGAGGCAAAUGGUCGACUGACUCAGCGCGCUCAAACGGAGCAGCAACUAUUAGCACGACAAGCGAUGAGCAUGAGGACAGGCGGAUUUGGAAGCGGCUGUACCGCAAUCGACCAUUCCGGCCGGCACCCUGACGCUCGCACAGCAGGGGCGCGUCAGCGCCAAGAGACCAAGGUCCAGGCGCGCGCGCUUCAGCAAUUGCUCGAGAAACUUGACGACCUGAAGAGUGCACGUGAAACAAUCCUGUCUCGAUCGAGACAUCUGGCUCAGGAGGACGACAUUAAGCCUAGUGUAGUGCGGAAAGCAAACACUUUUGAGGCUUGGUCAGAAAUUGGCCCCGAGGUUUUCGAUGACAUUGUGAAUGAAGGUCUGGCCAAGUACGACAAAUUUAGGGACCAGUUGGAGGAAAACGCUUCUGUUCAAGAGGAGGUUCUGAUCAAGAUAGAGGCGCAAAACGAGCGCUUCUUGAGCUCCAGGAAGGAGGACCCGACGAUCAAAGAAAGGGAAGAAAAGCUGAAGUCACUGAGCAAGGGAUUUCAGGCCUACAUUGAUAUUAAGAGGAGAUUGGAGGAGGACAUAAGGUUUUAUAACGAGAAAGCUGUUGAGCUAAAUGGCUUCAGAAUAAUUGUGAACGAGUGGUGCGAGGAACGUCGUGCAAGCGUUCGCUGGUUGGAAAUGAGCCUGAACGAAGUCCCGGAACAUCUCUUAUCGUCGUCAGGAUCGCAGGCUGUAACCUCAGCCAAGAAGAAGCCGGAAAUAUCAGGGAUGGCACCAGAGAAGUGGAAUCCUAGUCUACAACCAGCCAAAGCAGAAACCCCUACGGAGAGUGAGACGCCCACGGCACCUUCCACAUCCCCGUUAGUCGUGCCUUCCAUUCCCAACACGAAUCUGGGCGCCGCUGCCAGUAUCCCCAGCCCAUUCUCAGGGAAAUGGGAGCAAACACCAGAACUCACACCAGAACCUCGACCCAAGAAGGAGCCAAAGAAGAAGAAUAAAGCGAAAGAACUCGCAUGA
Cantharellus anzutake is the source of this 2475-nucleotide messenger RNA. RefSeq names its product BRO1-like domain-containing protein. Gene Ontology annotation, cellular component: endosome. The transcript is spliced from 16 exons. The record is from RefSeq and is a predicted model, not a curated record. NCBI's taxonomy places the organism in Eukaryota, Fungi, Basidiomycota, Agaricomycetes, Cantharellales, Hydnaceae. Gene Ontology annotation, molecular function: protein binding. The coding region runs from base 1 to 2475 and encodes 824 amino acids.